AGUUGAGAGUUGACUGAAGAGAAGAGCCAUGGUUGAAAUUUGUCUUGCUGUUUUGGGAUUAUUUGUGACCAUUGGGUUCCACAUAGCAGAUGGAAGCCCUUACGUUCUUAUACGCAAAGUAGGAGAAAACAUCAGAGUGCCGUGUGACAAUGUGGUUUACCCAGACUGCUCCUCUAGUACAUGGAUCUUCGAGAGUAGACAGACCUCCGAUAGCGCUGUGCUGGUUACCCAUGGAGUAAAAAAAAACUCAGGCAGAGCAAAGAGACUGAGGCUGGGUUCCGAUUGUUCUCUGAUUGUUCUUUAUGUCAAAACUGAGGAUGCUGGACGCUACACCUGUCGACAAUAUCUCACAAAGGGAGGGAGUCAACACGGGAAAGAUGCAUCUAUAUAUCUGGAGGUUGAAACCGAUGGAGGCUUUGCCAUUCUUCACCACGAAGUAGGAGAAAACAUCAGACUGCCGUGUGACAAUGUGGUUUACCCAGACUGCUCCUCUAGUACAUGGAUCUUCGAGAGUAGAAAGACCUCCGAUAGCGCUGUGCUGGUUACCCAUGGAGUAAAAAAAAACUCAGGCAGAGCAAAGAGACUGAGGCUGGGUUCCGAUUGUUCUCUGAUUGUUCUUUAUGUCAAAACUGAGGAUGCUGGACGCUACACCUGUCGACAAUAUCUCACAAAGGGAGGGAGUCAACACGGGAAAGAUGCAUCUAUAUAUCUGGAGGUUGAAACCGAUGGAGACUAUUCUACUCUUUACCACAAAGUAGGAGAAAACAUCAGACUGCCGUGUGAAAAUGUGGUUUACCCAGACUGCUCCUCUACUACAUGGAUGUUCGAAAGCACUGAGCUGGUUGGUCAUGGAGUUAUUAAAAAAAACUCAGGCAGAGCUGAGAGACUGAGACUGGGGUCCAACUGUUCUCUGAUUGUUCUUAAUGUCACAACUGAGGAUGGCGGAUUCUACAACUGUCGACAUUAUCACACAGAGGGAAGGUAUACAUCUGGGACAAAUGCAGCGGUAAAGCUGAUUCCGAUUGUUCAAACCAAUGGAGUCUUUUCCUUUCUUCAACACAGAGGAGGAGAAAACAUCAGUCUGUCGUGUAACUAUGUGGUUUACCCAGACUGCUCCUCUACUACAUGGAUCUUCAAGAGCACUGAGCUGGUUGCUUAUGGAGUUAUAAAAAAAGACUCUGGCAGAGAAGAGAGACUGAGUCUGGGGUCCGACUGCUCUCUGAUGGUUCUUAAUUUCACAACUGAGGAUGCUGGAGUCUACAAAUGUCGACAAUAUCUCACAAAGGGAGGGAAUCAAUACUGGGAGGAAGCAGUGGUAGAUUUGUAUGUUCACAGCAAUGGAGACUUUCCCACUCUUCACCACAAAGUGGGAAAAAACAUCAGACUGCCGUGUGACUGUGGUUUACCCAAACUGCUCCUCUACUACAUGGAUCUUCAAUAGCAUUGAACUGGUUGGUCAUGGAGUUAUAAGAAAAAACUCAGGCAGAGCAGAGAGACUGAGUCUGGGGUCUGACUGUU
This is a messenger RNA of Hypomesus transpacificus, 1518 nucleotides long. RefSeq lists its product as uncharacterized. Gene Ontology annotation, biological process: T cell activation; interleukin-15-mediated signaling pathway; positive regulation of ERK1 and ERK2 cascade. NCBI's taxonomy places the organism in Eukaryota, Metazoa, Chordata, Actinopteri, Osmeriformes, Osmeridae. The coding region runs from base 29 to 1441 and encodes 470 amino acids. Gene Ontology annotation, cellular component: external side of plasma membrane; membrane raft. Gene Ontology annotation, molecular function: MHC class II protein binding; protein tyrosine kinase binding. The transcript has 6 exons. The record is from RefSeq and is a predicted model, not a curated record.